This is a messenger RNA of Spirodela intermedia, 5169 nucleotides long. NCBI's taxonomy places the organism in Eukaryota, Viridiplantae, Streptophyta, Magnoliopsida, Alismatales, Araceae. The record is from the annotation of a GenBank genome assembly.
AUGCAGACCUGGCGCAAGGCCUACGGCGCACUCAAGGAUUCCACAAAGAUCGGCCUUGCCAAGAUCAAUAGCGAGUUUAAGGUUACUAUCUCUCUCUCUCUCCCUACAUUUUUAAUCGUCUUUACCACGCGCUCUGAUCGUUGCCACUGCUAUGAAUUCGCUUCGAUUACUGGGCCGAAGGUUUUGAUCUGUUUUGUUGUAUCUUCCUCUUUGUUUCCGGUAGGAUAUCGAUGUUGCCAUUGUGAAGGCUACCAGCCACGCUGAGCGCCCUCCAAAGGAGCGCCAUGUCAGAAGUGAGUGCCUUCUUGAACCUGGAAUCCUCCCUUUUCUUGUCUGUCUCCGGAAAAAUAUUAUAUCUGAAAGUUGGGAUCGUACGCGACCACUUUAAGGAAAACGUGCCUUUUCGCUUCAUAUUUUGGGGCAUUUUGGUCAAAUCCGAUCAGUACAUUUAUUCUUUUUAUCUGGGCCUUCGCUUGACCAUAGAUCUAAGCUGUCUCACAUUUGAAUGGUUCUUUAAUCUUCAUUGGUUCCUCAUUCUAAUUCUGUCCCUCGUUUCAGAAGUAUUUGUUGCAACAUCUGAAGUCCGACCGCGAGCUGAUGUGGUUUACUGUAUCUACAAGCUUGCGAGGCGAUUGGCCAAGACCCAUAACUGGACGGUGUGUUAUGUUUCCCCAUGUUGUUCGUCAAAAUGUACUACUUGCGUGUAAUCCUGCCUAUCGAUUUUAUAGUCAUCAGAAUGGUUAUCGAUUGGUGUCGAGCAAAUGGUAAUUUUUCAUCAUGAAACUCAGAAAAAAGUGAUACCAUGAAUGAAUCUCCUCCUUGGACUGAACCGUGUAUCAUGUUCUGAAGCAUUUUUAUUUUUCUUGGUCUAAAGUUGUUUUUUCUAUUGUUGUGCACGUUAAGACAUUCUCCCUCAUGUCAGUUAUCUAUGUUUUCCUCCUAACUGAGAAAGAGAAGUUCGAUUAUAUCUGUCACAUUGUGUCAGCUUGACACAUGAUUGCUGGGUUUUACAGGUCGCAUUAAAGACGCUUAUAGUUAUUCACAGGACCUUGAGGGAGGGCGGUCAUACUUUUAGGGAAGAGCUGCUGAAUUAUGCUCACCGAGGGCAUGUUUUUCACAUAUCAAAUUUCACGGAUGAUUCAUCCCCUCUUGGUACUUUUUCUCUUACGUGGAUUAUGCGUCCAAAAUUCACCAUUUUCCAGCUCACGAUUUCACAGUAUUUGGGGUAUUGAGGUGGGCUUAUCUUUCUCAUACAGUGGCAUUUUACUUCCUGCAGCGUGGGAAUGUUCUGCAUGGGUUCGAACAUAUGCCCUCUUCCUAGAGGAACGACUUGAAUGUUUGCGGAUUUUGAAAUUUGAUGUUGAAGCUGAGCGAUUGGUGAAAUCUCAACUUGGGGCUGCAAAGGUACACUGUGCUUAUAAAAUUUUGUCAGGCGAACUGUGCACCCGCCCUGAUAUAAUAUUAUUUCUUGAAUCCUUUCCUUCUGUUUUGUUUUCUUCCCAGAGUCAUAGUAGGAUGAGAGAGUUGGCUUGUGAUGAACUGCUGGAGCAGUUGCCUGCUUUACAGCAGCUCCUAUUCCGCCUUGUUGGUUGUCAGGUAGUACAAGAUCAUAGAUUUUAUUCUCCUUGAAGAUUGGAAUACUUUCUCAGCCCCAUAUCUUUAACUGUUUUGUAGCCUGAAGUAGCAGCAUUCAGAAACUAUCUCAUACAAUAUGCAUUAGCGUUGGUAUGUUCCACCUUACUUCUUUACCUACCAUUUAUUGUAUAUGACUUUUUCAAUUUCGACCAUGAAACUUCUAUUUAUGAAAUCAUCCAUCGAUACAUUCAAAGUGAAUAUAUUUUUUGCGUCUUAAAUACCUCUGCAAAAUGCCGUUGUUGAUUGGAGCUACUAUAAAUAGAAUUAUUGAUCAGAGAGGUACCAGAUUAAUUUUAAGGAGUUUUUCAAAUAAGAGGAUUCUUUAGUUUCUUGAGAAUUAUAUCUCUACUUUAAUAUUCAUAGAAUCAUUCCCGUUGCCAGGACCUUACACCAGUAUGUCUGUAUGUGCUCAGUUCUCAUCUUCGCAUCAUCAUUUUAUGGUAGCUCUAAAAUUUUUAUUUCCUCUGUUGAUUUAUUUGCUACCUGUAGAUUAUGCCAAAGACUCUUCUGAAAGAAAAUUGGCACAAAAUCAAAUUGACUCUUCUGAACCCUUUUUUCAAAUGUCUAAUGCGAUGUUGUCCGUUUUAAAUGUUGUACAGGUUUUGAAAGAGAGUUUUAAAAUCUAUUGUGCAAUCAAUGAUGGAAUUAUCAACCUUGUGGAUAUGGUAUUGUGGUUUUGACACGUUGACUUGUCAAAUUAUAUGCAUAUCAAGAUAUUCUUCUCCAAUCAGCAUUUUUUUUACUACUUGCAGUUCUUUGAGAUGUCAAAGCAUGACGCCAUCAGAGCCUUCAAUAUUUAUAAAAGGGCUGGCCAGCAGGUUCUGCGAUUAAUCAUACUGAUAUAUUAUUAAGAAUUCAGAAAUCGUUGAAGAAUUGUAUGAUACUUGUUAUUUCUGUCCUUUGCACUCACUCUGCUUCUGUAUUUCAUUCACUAGGCUGAAAGUCUUUCAGAGUUUUAUGAAUUUUGCAAAGGCUUGGAGCUUUCUAGGAAUUUUCAGUUCCCCACCUUGAGACAGGUUCCCUCCUUACCUUCGUUCAAAAUGUAGUGAUAUGAAUUUGGUGUUUGUUCAGUCGGGGUUGCAUGUGGUUUAGUAGUCGUUCAUUUAUUUUUUGGUUGCCCAUGUGCCUUUGCAUUAUAUUCUAAUUCUUGGCAUUUGUCCUUGCUGUUCAUUGAUAUUUCCUGGCCCUCUUUUUGUUCUUUCUCCCUGUUCUUCUGGCAGCCGCCUCCAUCAUUUCUUACAACCAUGGAGGAAUACAUAAAAGAAGCUCCUCAAAUAGUGUCUGUUUCCAGCAGGACGAUGGUUAGUAAACUUGAGAUUAUUUACGAGCAAUUAGACCAUGUUUAAGUUCGCAAGCAACCCAAUACCUUCUUUGAUUUGAUCCCUCAGUUUUGUGAGUUUCAAUGAAUAGACAAAAACAUUAUAUUUAUCAGUCAGUUUGCUGCACUUUUCCUUUUCCUUAAAUAUUAUUGCAUGCUCCAGAGAUUUCGGUUCUCUCCAUUCAUUGGAUAUCGUACUACUCUGAGUCUUGGAUUGUCAGCGUUAAUGGAUUUUCGUGAUCCUGCAGUCAGAUGUAGCUGUUCUAUACUGCCGAGUUCAUUAGGGAAGAGAACGCUCAACUGUAGCGUCAAUAUGUUGAACUUUUUCGACUGUAAAAUGCGUGUGAAUGUCACAUAAUCCGGUAAACUGUGUCAUUCAAAACUUUUCAUCGACAGAAAACAGUCAGUUUGAUAUCGAUCCAAGAGAUUAAAACUUAGUUCUAUGCAUGGUAAGCCAAGCCUGGGCCUAACCUGGUUAGCAAAAUAUCAUAAGUUCAAGCCAACUCAGAUCUUGAAAUGGUGGGAAGUGGAUUCAAGUUGCCAUGUUUUUUGGCCCUUACCUAGUGAGAACGGGGGAUUGUCCUAUUCAUCUAAAAAGAAGAUUGUGUACAUGGUACAUAAAUAUUAUAAGAACCUUUCCCUUUUGUUUUGUGAGAUGGCUUCAAAAGCCAUGAUCUAUGCUCUCCUAAGCCAUGGUAACCUCUCAAAUAAAUAUUAUAUUCUCCACGUUUAUACAGUUUUUGUCUAUGUGACUAAAUACAUUUUAUCAUCGUGUUCCUAUCAUGAAGUGUACAUAGUCGAGUAAAUCCCGAGUUUAAUCCAGUAAAUCGCCUCCUCAUGGGUUCUUCCUUGGACCCCAUUGAAUGUUCUAACAUGGCGCGGCAAUCGUUCCCUCAGUGCUUUCUAAAACCAUAUUUGAAUCUAAUAUUAUCCAAACUAGGCCUUUCCCCAAGUCCAAGCCUGCCUGAUACGAUUUAACAGCUGAUCAAUGCUGAGUUCUUGCGAUAAGGAAGGAAUUCUUGAUGUUCCAUGGUCUUUGUGUCUAUAUCAAUGCUAUUUACACUUCUCGAACUUGAUUUUCGCAUUGUGAAUUCGGAAAGUGUAAUAUCGGAAGGUUUGUAUAGCCAUGGAAGAAGUUCUUCCGUCAGAUUGUAUGAAAUUCCAUGCUCUCAUAGUUCUUGCCAAAACCAGGAAUAUCCAGGGAGAAACCUACUUCUCACUUACAGGCAGAGGGAAUCUCCUGCUGAUAAGGAGCUCGCGCCUGUGGAGGGGCCCGAGAAGAAGCCACAGGAGACUGAAGAACCUCCGGAACAAACAGAUGACGUCGCGGGCAGAAGACCGCCGUCUGCAGCUACGGGAGAUUUGCUGGUGGGUUGGUUCCUGCCAAUUUUUUUGGCAAUUUCUCGUCAAGCAGGCGCCAAAAUCGAGGAGAUGAUCUCUCUUAAUCUAUGCAGGGUCUGGGUGAAAUGAAUCCUGUGACGGCCGAGCUCGCGGAAAGCAACGCUCUGGCUCUGGCCGUCAUUUCCCCUGGUACGUUCCCCCUCCCUGACCUUCUGAACAGUCGACAAUGGCAGUUCUUCAGUGAAUCCAAACAUCUAGUAUUCUCUCUUAAUCCAAACAUCUUCUUCUUCUUCUGCUCCUUGAAGGGGGAGAUGGCAAACCACCCACUGUGGCUGGCGGAUUUGACGCUGGAGUUUCAGGAUGGGAGCUCACAUUGGUCUCUGCUCCGACCAGCAACGACAGCCACUUCACUGAAACCAAGCUGGUAACAUGCUCUCUCUCUCUCUCUCUCUCUCUCUCCCUCUCUCUCCUCUGACGGCUGAGGGUUGCGAUCUUGUUCCCAGGCCGGCGGAUUCGACAAGCUCUUGCUCGACAGAUUGUACGACGACGCGGCGGCACGGCAGCAGCGGAGCGGCGGAGGCUACGUCACCGCCGUGCCGGCCGGCCCCAAUCCCUUCGCCGCGUCCUACGCUUUCCCCCCGCAGGCCAACGUCCAGAUGGCGUUGAUGGGCCCCCAUCAGCACCAGCACCAGCAGCAGAUGCAGACGCAGAUGGCGGGGACCACGCCGACAAUAGCGCCGCAGCACCACUUCGCGUACCAGCCUCAGUUCUCGCCGCCGGGGAUGGCGGCUCCGACGAAUCCCUUCGGCGAUCCCUUCUUCAGCUUCCCCCGCGCUGCUCCCCCUCCUCCUCAGGGCGUCCCGAGCUUGCUCUGA